AUGAUUGACCUAAGCUUCCUAACAGAGGAGGAACAAGAGGCAAUAAUGAAGGUGCUGCAACGGGAUGCAGAGCUUAAAAGAGCUGAAGAAGAGAGAGUCAGGCAUUUACCAGAAAAAGUCAAAGAUGAUGUUCAGCUAAAGAAUAUGAGUGGGCAGUGGUUUUAUGAAGCAAAGUCGAAGAGGCACAGAGAUAAGAUACAUGGAGCAGAUAUUAUUAGAGCUUCCAUGCGACGGAAGCCUUCCACUCUUGCUGAAGUGAGUCAGAGCAAAUCAAACAAAGUAAAGAACAGCUGGGUGAGCAAUGUUAAUAAAGAAGUCUUUGUGCCACCAGAACUACAUGGCAUUGUGGAGCAUCAAGAAGAACAACAACAACUGAAAUCUAGUUCAAGUUCUAAACCAAUAACCUCUGUGUUAGAAAAAACAGAGGAAAGACCUAUGAAGGCAGCAGUCUCACCAGUAAAGCAAAGGAGAAAUCCAUUUAAUUCCACUGCAUCAGGUGAUAACUUGAACAGUGGGGGAUCAGAAAACAGACCAGCCAUUCUACCUCAGCUAUCAAAUAAGGAAAUGUUGUCACUCUCAGAAGAGAGCCAACCUAAACCAAACUUGCAAAAUGAUGAAACAGAGAAACGUAAGAAGCCUUCUGUAGAACCUACUGAUGAAUCACAGAAAGGACUAGUUAAGCGCCCUGUCCCAAAAGCUAGGAAAUUAAUUCAGAAAGCAACAGAUCCUGUGUCACAAAGAGAAGACUUUGUUCCAAAACCAGCCAAACGGACCGAGAGGAUUAAUGGCAUUGGUACACAGCCCAGGGGCAUUCUGAAGCGCAGUUCAAGUUCAAGUUCCACUGACUCAGAAGUUCGUGUUAGUCAGAUGUUAGAUGUUCAGAAAAAGAACGCUCUUCCUGCUGCAACUAUUUUUGAAGGAGAAAUUGAGAAGAACUCUCUUACAGAAGAAAUGGAAGACUCCACGCAAAUUUCACUGGAAAAACUAAAACAAGUGAGGUUCUCAUCUAGCACAGGUAAAGGAGAACCUCUGCAAAGCCCACAGCUACACCAUGGUAGAGAAAAAGGAGAGUUUGAUUUGUUAGAAACGGACGAAAUGAAGAGUAGUGGAAAUGAUGCGAUUAGAUCAGAUUCAUUUGGGAAUAAGCAAAUUCCUACUGUAAAGCCUUUGGGAACCUAUUCAGCUUUACAAGUAAAAACAACAGAUGACUUACAAGAUGAUACAUCGGCAUCCGGUCCUUGUGACCCUAAUAGGUCAGUCUUCCUGGUUAAUGAAGCCUUGCAGACAAAGACAGUUACUCCUAAGACGCCUGAAACUCCACAGAAGACCUCCAGCAAUAUGCUGCCAAAUAGCAAUAAUGAAGUGAGUGUUGAUGAAACACGUGAAAAUAAAGCCAACCAGUUCUUGAGCCAUGAAUCAAAGUCACACAAAAACUUUACUGAUGAACAUCAGCUUUCUGCUAAGACAGAAGUACAUGAGGUGUCAAAUACCAAUUCUACAAGUCUUCCACAAGGUAAGCCUGAUCUUGUUGAGGAGCAAGAUGCUAAAACCACUUUCAAGCCUGACAAACAUGCUGAUGAACUCAUGAAAGUGGCCGAUGAAUCUGUAUCAAAAGUUUUAGAUUGGUUUAAAAGAAGUUCUGGUAUUGAAGAUACGAAGCAUGUAUCAGCUAGAUCCCAAGGCAGGGAACCCAAAGAGGAAGUGGACUUCUCAACCAGAGCAGCAGUUCUUCCUACAGAACACAGUGGGCCUAGCAUGGAUGGGAAAACAGAAGCUACAGAAGAGUUACCAUUUAGAAAGAUUAAACUACAGAACAGUAUUUCACCUACAUCAUUUAUUUCAGAAGAUAUACAGCUGAUAAAAGAGAGUAUGAAACCUAAGAAAGGGGAAAAGAAUGAGAAGCAAAAUGACAGAUCACUAACUGAAUUUGACUGUACAAGAGUUGAAGAAAAAGAACAUGGUCAAGAUAUCAAGCAACAAAAUCAAAAAUCAAAUCUCUUGGAACAUCAAGAACACAAGAUACCAGCUCAGAAAUGUGAAUCGGAGAAGGCAAUAGAAGAAAAAAGAAGAGAGAUCAGAGCAUUCUGGGAAAGGGAUAAAACUAUCCCCAGUCACAGAGAGCAAGAAUUUAGUAUCAAUACUAAUGCAUCUGGUGGCGGUGCAUUGAAAGGUCUCCGAGAAAGUGAUAAAAUAAAACCAGCUGCAGUAUACCUACCUAAUGGAUUGGACGAUCAAAGCAAGAAUAUGUUAAGAAGUGCUGCACUCAGUUGUGCAAGCCAGGCUUCAAGGAAUGAACAUCAAAACUCUGAGUUUGGACCAGGCCAUGCAGUUGAAAAGCCAGAAAGAACACUUCCGUCUGAUGGUGAAGUUCAUGAAUAUACAGAAUUACCAAAAGCCAGUAACUUGCAACGAAGUGUUGAUACCGCUUCAGCUUCCCCAGAAAGCAAAGACAAAGAUGAGAAAGAAACACUUAAAGGAAAAGUUGCUGCUUGUUCCCAACAGAAGCCCAGCUUCCAGGUUUUGUCUUUAAAAGAAAAAAUGAAUCAAAAGUCCGAGAAUCAAAUUUCAGAUCCUUCACGGUUCCAGAGUUUGAGAAACUUCUGGGAUACCGGAGUUAAAUUACAGAGUAGCAUUGAUAGGGGAGAUGUUUCUUUGCCAAAUAAUAGUAGUCCAAUAACCUAUGAAAGAAAAUCAGGGGAAUAUAAAGGCAGAAAUAAUGUGAGCAAGCAUGAGUUAAUUCAACAACAAACCCAAACAUCUGAGAGAGGAAAAACACAGAAACUAGAUUCUGUGUUAUGUGAACUGCCUUUAGGAUUUCCUACCCUGAAAGGUCUGAAUGUGACACACACAAAAAAUACAGACUCUGCCCAGCUGGACAGAAAACCAGUUAUCUCAAAACCCCAGGAAAAGAUGGGACUUCCAGAGCAAGAAGUUAAAGAACGUGUAGAAAAAAGUGUUGUUUCAUCAAAAGAACAUCAUGUUUCCUUACAGUUGCUCCAAUCACCUGGUGAUAAAGAUGCUUUAAAGGAGACAGCAGUAGAUGACUGGCUAUGUUUACCUAUAGAAAAAGUGGAGAAUAAGACUACUCCAUCAGAUAUCAGUCUUCCUAAAGAGGAAGCUAAGCUUGAUGUAUUUAAACUAGGCCUAAAGAAAGGUUCAGAAGAAGAAUUAAACCCUGUUUUGAUGGCUUUGAAAAGGAGUGCAGAUAGGAAAAUGCCUUCCAAAAGUCUAGAGGACAUUCCAUCAGCCACCUCAAAUAAAGGAAAAAUAAAUAAUCCAAAGGAAGAACUAGCUCUUAGUGCUGAAGAUGUUUCCACAGUGCCUUCACAGCCUGAGAAGCUGUUUUCCAAUCCUGAAAAACUCAAAGGACUGAGCAAGUCAGUACCAUCAUUCCUACAGGAAGAGAGUGAUGACAGAGAGACAGAUACAGCAUCAGAAAGCAGUUAUUCCCUUGGCAGAAUCAAGAAGAGUCCCAGCUCUCUAACCAAUCUUAGCGGCUCUUCUGGCAUGGCCUCCUUGUCCUCUGUGAGCGGAAGCCUAAUGAGCAUCUAUAGUGCAGACUUCGGCAAUGUUGACGUGAAGGGGAACAUUCAGUUUGCUAUUGAUUAUGUAGAACAGCUGAACGAGCUCCACAUUUUUAUUUGCCAAUGUAAGGACUUGGCUGUGGCAGAUGUUAAGCGACAGCGUUCAGACCCGUAUGUAAAGACCUACCUGCUUCCAGAGAAAUACAAGCUGGGCAAACGGAAGACCUCUGUGAAAAAGAAAACUUUUAAUCCAGUCUAUAAUGAAAUACUGCGGUACAAAAUUGAGAAGGGUUUCCUAAAGAACCAAAGCCUUAAUAUCUCUGUCUGGCACAAUGAUACCUUUGGGAGGAAUAGCUUCCUUGGUGAAGUGGAGCUGGAUUUAGGAACCUGGGACUGGAAUGAUAAAUCCAACAAGCAGAUCACCUGGUUUCCACUCAAGCCAAGGACUUCAACAAUGGCUCUUGAACUAGAAAACAGAGGGGAGAUGAAACUAGCCCUCCAGUAUGUCCCACAUCCUGUUGGAGGAAAGAAGACUCUGCCUACUGGUGAGGUCCACAUCUGGGUGAAGGAAUGCCAUGACCUUCCUCUUCUGAGAGGCAACAGGCUCAACUCUUUUAUUAAGUGUACCAUUCUUCCAGAUACUAGCAGAAAAAGUCGCCAGAAAACAAGAACAGUGGCAAAAACUACAAACCCAGUAUUCAACCACACCAUGGUCUACGAUGGCUUUAGACCAGAAGAUUUGAAAGAAGCCUGCAUAGAACUCACAGUCUGGGAUCACAACAAACUAGCCAACCACUUUCUGGGAGGUCUCAGGAUAGGCCUUGGAACAGGCAAAAGCUAUGGAACUACAGUAGACUGGAUGGAUUCUUCUUCAGAUGAAACUGCCCUUUGGGAGAAGAUGAUGAACUCGCCAAACACAUGGAUAGAAGAUACACUGCCUCUCAGGAUGCUAAUGGUUGCAAAAUUGACAAAAUAA
This is a messenger RNA of Gavia stellata (red-throated loon), 4500 nucleotides long. RefSeq names its product synaptotagmin like 2 (gene SYTL2). Gene Ontology annotation, molecular function: neurexin family protein binding; small GTPase binding. Lineage: Eukaryota; Metazoa; Chordata; Aves; Gaviiformes; Gaviidae. Gene Ontology annotation, biological process: exocytosis; intracellular protein transport. The transcript has 19 exons. The record is from RefSeq and is a predicted model, not a curated record. Gene Ontology annotation, cellular component: plasma membrane; exocytic vesicle. Bases 1 to 4500 code for a protein of 1499 amino acids.